AUGGCGCCUGGUGUCUUCAUAACCUGCCCCGAUAUCAUGGAACCGUUUUCGCUCAAAGACAGCGACUGGGAUUUUGAAAAAACCCCUGGGAUAACAGCAAUAGCUCAUCCGUCGCCUAUUGAGAUUGGUACCACGCACGGUGUAUUCAUCCUGGCCGAGAAACCUCACGUAAAUUGUGCAAACCAUUCCGAACUACCCUCUGUAACACAAUCGACUUGCAUUCAAUUUUUACACAAACCUUCGAAGGAACGAAUGCACGAUGCGAACGCUGUUUUUUUAAUUGCAAACGACGAAUAUGUGUAUACCGAUGGGGAAUUUUACAUGGAUUGGGCUACCACUGCAAAGCUGGUUAAACUCUACCAGAAAUUAUCACCAUUAGGUUGUGAGAUUGAUGCUUUUGGCGACUUCCUUCAAGCCCUCGGAGAAAACAGCAAUAAGGAAUAUUGUAAGAAUGUUGCGAAUGUCGUGCAAGUUGUUCCCAAGCUUGUGGAAACACGGGAGAAGUUUUAUGAUGAGCUGCAGGGAACCCAGUUUAAUGUUCUGCUGUUUAAUAAAUCGAAGUUUUAUCACAUUGGAACCAUGACUGAGUACAUUGAGGCAUUUUGUGAUAAUUUAGUUAUGAG
Molecule: messenger RNA, 623 nt
Organism: Paramuricea clavata
Lineage: Eukaryota; Metazoa; Cnidaria; Anthozoa; Malacalcyonacea; Plexauridae
Source: the annotation of a GenBank genome assembly